AUGCUCUCCCUGUCCUGGGUGUUGUUGGCUUCAUCUCUCGCUGUGAUUCGUCCCGUGUCGAGCGCAUUGUACACGGACUCUGCCGACCUUAGUGCGGCAGAAUACGAUUACGUGGUCGUUGGAGCUGGGGUAGGCGGUGGGGUCGUCGCGAGCCGUCUUUCCGAAGAGGGCGGCAACAGUGUUUUGUUAAUCGAGGCUGGAGUCAGCAACUCCGGACUCGAGGCAGUCGCAGUUCCGUAUCUCUGCCUCACACUGUUCCCUGACACGUCGUUGAAUUGGAACUACACCACUACCCCCCAAGAAGGCUUGAAUGGGCGCGAAAUACCUUACCCUCGGGGACGACUUCUGGGAGGGUCUUCGUCUAUCAAUGAUAUGGUAUGGACUCGUGGAUCCGUGGACGACUAUGGCCGCUAUGCGCGCAUCUCCGGAGACCCUGGAUGGUCAUGGGAUGCUCUUCGACCUUUCAGGGAGGGUAUCGAGCAAGUGGUUCCUCCCGCAGACGGGCAUGACACAAGGGGUCAGAUCGACGAAUUCGCUCACGGUCAUCAUGGACCUCUCGGCAUCAGCGUCACGGGGUUUCCCACUAACAUUGACCUUAUGGUGAUCAACACCACGCGUGAGCUGCGUGAGUUCCCAUUCGUGCGCGACAUGAAUGCAGGGCAUCCGCUCGGGAUUGGAUGGGCGCAAUAUUCUAUACGAAACGGGUCGAGGGAUAGUUCUGCAACGGCAUACAUUCACCCUGCGCUCGCUGCGCGCUCUAAUCUCGACGUCUUGAUCAAUGUGCAGGCAACCAAGCUUGUGCAGACUGGGACAGAAGAUGGUCUUCCUGUGUUCCGGGGUGUGCAAUUUGCAAAUUCGGCGAACAGCAGUGUGCGUACUGUUACUGCGCGCAAGGAAGUUAUCGUGUCUACAGGGGCCGUGGCGACGCCUCAGCUGCUUCUACUCUCUGGCAUUGGCAACGCGACCUACCUCUCCUCCGUCGGCAUCACACCCAUCGUCGAUCUGCCAGAUGUGGGACAAAACUUGCAGGACCACCCACUGCUGCCGAAUAUUUUCACGGUGAAUACGACAGCGCUGACGCACGAUGAUAUCACGCGCAACGCAACGUUGCAAGCGGAAUACCUCUCCCUUUGGAAUGCGACCCGCAAAGGCCAGUUCGCCACAUCCAUCACCAACCACAUCGGAUGGUUCCGGAUUCCGUCCAAUGCGAGCAUCUUUGAGACGCAGGAGGAUCCGUCGGCGGGGCCUACUGCACCUCAUUACGAGUUUGUGUUUCUUACUGCAUUCUCAUCUGCAGUCCAGGCAUUGCCAUCAGAGGGGCACUUCAUGACAAUCGCUUCAGUGCUUGUGAGUCCGGCUGCUCGUGGUUCUAUCACGUUAGCUUCUACAGACCCUUUCGACAACCCUAUCGUCGAUCCCGGCCUACUCUCGACCGACAUGGACAUGUUCACGAUCCGCGAGUCCAUCAAGGCGGCGCGGCGCGUAGUCACGGCGAGCACCUGGGAUGGAUACGUCGUGCAGCCAUUCGGGGCGUUUGGGGAUGCGAACACGGACGCGGAGAUCGAUGCGUACGCGCGCGCGCAGACGGCGACAAUCUGGCACCCGACGUGCACGGCGAGGAUGGCGGCGUGGAACGCAACGGACGGGGUGGUGAACCCGGAUCUGACCGUCAAGGGGACGCGCGGGUUGCGCAUCGUGGAUGCUAGCGUGUUCCCAUACAUCCCUGCGGCACACCCACAGGCGGCGGUGUAUGUCUUUGCGGAGCGCGCGGCGAGCUUGAUCAAGGCUGCUGCGCGUAGGUAGCGCUACUUUGGUCAUCGGCUUCAGAGCGUUCAAGCCUGCGCAUGUUUAUGAUGUGUUCAAUGAACUUGAUUUGCUAUGUUGAAGCACUUCCAUCAUAUUUUCUUCCCCGUGAAAUACUUAUCUUUUGCGCCCCUAUCUCUUCUCAGUAUUUUCGAUAUAUGGCUAGCGUAUCUUUAAUUCAGCCAUCGUGUUCUGUG
Molecule: messenger RNA, 2000 nt
Organism: Heterobasidion irregulare TC 32-1
Lineage: Eukaryota; Fungi; Basidiomycota; Agaricomycetes; Russulales; Bondarzewiaceae
Gene: aao4
Product: aryl-alcohol oxidase 4
Exons: 10
Coding region: 1-1803 (600 amino acids)
Molecular function (GO): oxidoreductase activity, acting on CH-OH group of donors; flavin adenine dinucleotide binding
Source: RefSeq, a predicted model, not a curated record